Messenger RNA from Microtus oregoni (creeping vole), 496 nucleotides. Its product is annotated as glutathione S-transferase P-like. Bases 1 to 435 code for a protein of 144 amino acids. The transcript is spliced from 2 exons. The record is from RefSeq and is a predicted model, not a curated record. Gene Ontology annotation, molecular function: glutathione transferase activity. Gene Ontology annotation, cellular component: cytosol. NCBI's taxonomy places the organism in Eukaryota, Metazoa, Chordata, Mammalia, Rodentia, Cricetidae. Gene Ontology annotation, biological process: glutathione metabolic process.
AUGGCGCUGUAUCCACGAAACUGGAGUUACAGAUGGUGUUACAAUGAGCUUCAGAAGGAGGCUGCCCUGGUGGAUAUGGUGAAUGAUGGGGUGGAAGACCUUCGCCUGAAAUACAUCACCCUCAUCUACACCAAAUAUGAGGAAGGGAAGGAUGACUAUGUGAAGGCCCUGCCUGGACACCUGAAACCUUUCGAGACCCUGCUGUCCCAGAACCAAGGAGGCAAAGCCUUCAUCGUGGGUGACCAGAUCUCCUUCGCCGAUUACAACUUGCUAGAUCUGCUGCUGAUCCACCAGGUCCUGGCCCCUGGCUGCCUGGACAACUUCCCCCUACUCAGUGCCUAUGUGGCAUGCCUCAGUGCCCGGCCCAAGAUCAAGGCCUUCCUGUCCUCCCCUGACCAUUUGAACCCUCCCAUCAAUGGCAACGGCAAGCAGUAAUGUAGGGAGAGACCGGAGCUGCCUGUCCUCCUUUCCCCAGCACUAAUAAAGUUUGUAAGAC